AUGCAAGCCGAAAAGCCCCAAGGAAAGGAGAACAAAAAAUCCAAGAUGCAGCCAAUGGAAGCUGCUGCUGGUGGGGCUCUUCCGCCUCCCGGUAAUAACCGACGUACUGGAGCUAUUCCUGGUGUUUCUUCAACUGCAAAUCGAACCAUCUGGUCCAAUAAUCGCCCUGAGCAAGCCUUAGGUCGUACCAUGCGAGAAGCAGUUGAAAAACAUGAUGCAGAGGAGAAGAAAAGGCAGGAUGCCGCUGGAACGCUGAUUGCUGACUUGCGCACUCCUCCCAGCAAUGUAAGCAAUCAUACUUGUCAUGGAUCUAACCCUCCUCCUGCUCCGUCUAUCGCCAGAAAGCCUUUGGUGAUGGAUGGCUUCUACAAUAUGAGUUAUGACCCGGAUCUUUACCAUGGAAUCAAUGACGUCGCUCCUUUCACAUCUGGCUGCGGGCGCUAUGCCAUGCCGUACCAGAGAGUCUCUUCUGGCAGGUCGAGUGCCCCACCAUGUCUGCCUUCUCCUGAGCAGCAACGUCGUCAGGGAUUGCAUUCCAACCCACAGUUGGCAGUUGCACUCAAGAAAGAGAGCAUUGCUUCAAGGAAGAAAGCCCCAUCCAAGAGUGCUAAAGGAGGAUCUGGUAGCAAAGGAGGAGCAGCGGGAUGGUUUACCGAGGAUGAAAGAAGCAGCUUGUUUGAUACCAUUAAGAAGAAGCUUCCAAUUGGUAAAGCUGAGUGGGAAAAGGUAGCUGAUGACUACAACAGCAACAAUGUUCGUCAUCGCGAGUUGCCAUCCUUGAGGGCCCAAUUCAAUAAGUAUGCAUUGGCUAAGCCACCAACUGGAGACCCAAACUGUCCUCCUUUGGUCCGCCAAGCCAAGCAGAUUGCAAACAUGAUAAAGGAGAAAGCUGGGUUGGAAAACAUGCAAGCAGGAGUUGGUGCAGAUCCCUUUAAUGCUCCUUAUUCGUCGAGUAAUGACACUACCCCCAACACCGUGGAUACCAGCAAGAGUCAGACCAAAGCUGUCAGGAAGAAAGCGAAACAGGACAGUAUUAUGGAAUACAUGAUGCUAAGCGACAUGAAAGAAACCCAGCGUCGUGCAGAAGAAUCCCAUCAAGCCCGAGAGGACAGAAUGCAGAUGAUGACAGUUUUGGCAUCUACAGUCACGGCCAUUGCUACCGCCUGGUCAGGAAGACAAGUCGAAUUGCCCAUGUUCUCAACAAGCGCAAGGGCCCCAGAAGCGGCCGUAGACAGUCCUCUUACCCAAGCUUCGGCUGACAAGGAAAAAAAAGAACCAGUGGAAGAUAUCGAUUGGGGUAGCUUGAAGCUUUCUUCUUCUGACUCUGAUGAUGACACUUUUGACCGCGGUGUGUCAUUCAAGCAUCGUCUUGCACGUAAGAGAGCCCAUGAUGCUAAGAAGCGCAUGCGGAAACAGAAGAAGAGAAAGGAAAAGGAAGAAUUGGCUGAAAAAGAAGCAGGCAAGAAACAGAAGGUGCCUCGACUAAGCCAAGGCCUCAGUCAGAGCCAGACAGAACUCCUGGAGGAUGCUGAUUCGUCCGAUGAAGACUGUGUCGAGCUUGAUCCUGUUGAGUACUAUGGACGCAAAGCCAAGGAAGAUGAAGAAGAAGAAAAGAAGAAGAAUGGUGACACUGCAGAUAAGAAUUCCAGUAGAGCCAUUUAA
Seminavis robusta is the source of this 1662-nucleotide messenger RNA. Lineage: Eukaryota; Bacillariophyta; Bacillariophyceae; Naviculales; Naviculaceae. The record is from the annotation of a GenBank genome assembly.